UGGCCGUGUCGUCUGUUCGGUUGAAAUAACUACCUGUCCGCGCUGCAUCCUUCCAACCCUUUUUGAGCAACGUAAUCUACAUUGAGCUGAGAGUAAAACGCCGUCUUUUCUACCUUCUCAGCUUUACUCCGAAUAUGUGUGUUUCGAGAAGCCACGGGCUGCAAAACGCUUGUGUAUAGUGAGAGCAGCCUUUUAGUUCGGACGGUCGGUACACAGGAAAAGUUUGAUUGCCGUUUGUGCUGGUUAUAUCUGUAAAAUGUUGUCUUCAAAUUGCAUCCUACUAAGGCGAAUAUAAUGUCCGAAUCGUACCCACUUCAUGAGUGCGUUUUCAAGGGUGACACCAGAAGAUUGUCCAGACUUCUCCGAUCGCACGAGCCUUCGGAAAAAGAUAAACAUGGCAACACACCACUGCAUCUUGCGGUUAUGCUAGGCAGAAAAGAAUGUACCUAUCUUUUACUUGCCCAUGGUGCGCCAGUUAAAGUAAAAAAUCAACAAGGAUGGUCACCCUUGGCCGAAGCCAUCUCCUAUGGAGACCGUCAAAUAAUAUGUUCCUUACUGAAAAAGCUAAAACAGCAAGCCCGCGAACAGAUGGAGCAACGGAGGCCCAAUCUGGUCAGAGCAUUGAAGCAGAUGGGUGAUUUUUACAUGGAGCUUAAGUGGGACUUUCACUCAUGGGUGCCACUGAUCUCGCGCAUCCUCCCGUCUGAUGUGUGCAAGAUUCACAAAUCUGGCUGUUCUAUCCGACUCGAUACCACGCUAGUAGAUUUUUCCGAUAUGCGCUGGGAGCGGGGAGACAUUUCGUUCAUCUUCCGUGGCGAAAAUCCUCCUAAGGACUCGCUAACGGCUCUUGACAACGAGUGCCGCUGCUAUCAGCACGUUCGGCACGAGGAAACCGAACUAGAGAUUGAAGACGAAGUGGAUAUUCUGAUGUCGAGUGACAUACUCGCAGCACAGAUGUCAACCAAAAGUAUUAGUUUUACGAAAGCACAAUCUGGCUGGAUAUUUCGGGAGGACAAGAAGGAAACAGUAGCCGGGCAGUAUGACAGUGAUCUCUACACCAUCAAUGGACUGACGCUGGAACAGCGGAAACGACGAGAACAUUUAUCGAGGGAUGAUCUACAAAAGAACAAAGCAUUGAUGGAAUCGCUAACAAAAGGUGGCCAAGCCCAGCCCGGUAUUGACCAGAACGGGGAAAUUAUUCGAAGAGCCUCACUGCAACCCCCGCCCAGCAACGGUUGCAACUGGGAGGACUACAUUGCAGCUAAACCGGGACAGUACCCCAACUUGGGACGUGAACUAGUGUAUAAGGAAUCGAGUAAAAAUUUCAGAGCAACAGUUGCUAUGAGCAAAGAUUUUCCUCUCAGUGUGGACAUGCUGCUGAACGUACUGGAAGUGAUCGCCCCCUUCAAGCACUUCAGUAAACUGCGGGAGUUCGUAACGUUAAAACUGCCCAGUGGAUUUCCGGUGAAGAUUGACAUCCCAAUUCUGCCAACAGUAUCGGCAAAGAUUACUUUUCAGAAGUUCGAAUUCCGCAACGACAUCUCGCCGGAUCUGUUCGUCAUCCCGGAUUCCUACAAGGAGGAUAGUAUGAGAUUUCUUAUCUAUUUUAUAGAUUUCCUGAUUUAUGACCUUUCGAUUUCCAAUACGUAAGCAGUGGAAAUUCAACGGUAGAGUCCUCAACCUUGGCUGUUGUAAUUUUUCUGGUUGGAUUUGAAAACCAAGUAUUUUGGAAUACAACAUCCAUCGUGUCCGUCACAACCAUUAUCGUAGUCAGCGCUUCGAUCCAUAACAUAUCCAUUUUCAUACAUUCUAUCAUAACUAAACAACAGAUAUCAACAAUAGUCCUAGCGACGCAGUGAAGAAUUUUACACCGACCCAACACUUUUACACAACCUAAUUGGAAAUUUUCCAGCCUAAGUCUAUUUGUUUUUAUACACACUCUCUUUGAGCACGGGCUCUACACAACUCGUACCCAUCCCACUGAGCUCAUGACUGAACCACGAUACCAAACUCUUCAAAACAACAUCUAACAUAAGGAAGAUAAACCUCUAGACAUGGAAAAGUCAAACAGCUAAUAGAGCAUGGGGAAUUCGCCCAAUAUUUCCUCGUUGAGUUUAUUUAGUCAGUUAUCUGAUGAAACAGGUAAAAACGUAUUUCAUUCCAUUCAAGUUUAUAAUCUAAGAAUCUGCUAUUUCCUGUGCGCUAAAACAAACCUCACUUCGGUAGAAAACAAUUGAACUUGAUGUAGAAAUGACAUAUUGAACGCUAACUGACGAAUUUAAGCAUUCUGACAAAUCGGUAACAUUUUGUCUCACACAAAUCCUUUUCUAUAAAAACUAUGGCAAUCAUAAAAUCGCUUACUAGAAACACCUUUACUCAAAAUUCGCAAAACUGUACUAUCAAUCUUAAUGUUACUGUUGCCAUUUUAAAUUUAUUAAAUUGCAUCCGCUUGUUUCUAGAUUGUUUUGAUUGAAAAAUUACUUAAACCGUAACAUGUUCUUCUCAGACAUUGCUGAAUUGUAGCGCUUUCUAUGAAAUCGAAUCAGAGCCGUAACCAAAAAGCCAUCCGCCCUUAGUCAUUGCAUGCAAACAAAUAGCUUUUUCUGAUGAGAAUCCGAUCAACAACUUGCUGUUUCCGGUGUAAUCACAGGUUCGGAUCAUAUUCGAAAAAAAAUGCAACGUGUUUGAUGAACCAGGCAAUGAAUAUUGUACUGAAAAAAUAAAUAAACGAAACUGAUCGUUUCACUAUAUUAUAUGCAGGCAUGUGAUUCGAGACUCUCGCCUCAAGCGGCAGCCAACUGCCAAGUGUGAAGUUACUCUAGUUGACAUAUAUGUAUACAGUUAGGAAUACCUUAGUCGCAGAAAUAGUCAAUCGGAGCAGUCGAUCGGGCCUAGGCUCAGCUUGAAACUGCAAUAAAAUAGCCGUUAUGUUCAUGUUCCCUGAUAUGCGAAAAAACGAACAUUGAAUUCCGAUGCUCCUAUCUCCCUAUGUUUGUUCGAAACGCUAGUAAAUAGUAUUUAAACAAUUGUCUACAGUUUUACAAAUUGUGAAAUAAAAGGACGUGUUUCAAACUAAA
Wyeomyia smithii (pitcher-plant mosquito) is the source of this 3077-nucleotide messenger RNA. RefSeq names its product ankyrin repeat domain-containing protein 13C. Gene Ontology annotation, molecular function: protein binding. The transcript has 6 exons. The record is from RefSeq and is a predicted model, not a curated record. Lineage: Eukaryota; Metazoa; Arthropoda; Insecta; Diptera; Culicidae. The coding region runs from base 295 to 1650 and encodes 451 amino acids. Gene Ontology annotation, cellular component: cytoplasm.